AUGGUGGCGAAAAAGGACAAGCAGUCGGCUGAAAAGCAAAACCCGCGCGAAGCCCCCGCCCCUAAGAAGGGUAAGAACGUCGCAGUUCCGACCCCCCCUGCCCCCCAACCCCCCAGAGAGAAGGCCAAGCAUAGGAAACGUAAGGCUCCUGCCUUAGAGGAACAGGUUCAAGUCCAAGCCCCGGUCCCAGAAUCGUCCGCUCCGGCUCUUAAGUCCGACAAGGAGCGCCAGAUUGCUACACUCACCCGCAUCUCGGAGUCCGACAGGGUUCAACUGUCGAACUCCGGCAGAGCCCUUUUUCUUACUAUUCCGCGCCAGGAGCAACCGAAAACGGUGCAGCAAAUCAAGGCAUUAAAGGAUCUCGUCAUAUUGUCCAGGGCGAAAGAUGGCUUGGCAGCCCUCACGGCCAGCGGUAAUAGUUAUGUCGCUGCCCUCUAUAACUCCACCGCUGCUAGGGACCAAGCCCUCUCGAUCCUACAGAACGAACGGAUCACAUCGCGUUCGAGAAACAUCCCUAUCAUGGUUGCGCCCUUUAGAGUUAUCGCCGGCCCUAAGUCCAAGUCGUCGUGGUUUAUACCAGUGGGACCCCUGAAUAGCAUUGAGGAUAUUGCAGCAGACGUCUUUCUAUUCCGUGAGCUGCACAGCCUUAAAGCCCAUUUUGCUAUUCGGCAAGUCCUACAGCAGAAGGUGUACUCUGGAAUUAUCGCCAUCAUGUGGGAAUCGCAGGUCCCCUUUGUCUCAAAGCAAGUGCAAAUCUGUGGACAGACGAGGUUGAUCACUGCUGAGAGCCCGCGGAAUUGUCGCCUCUGUGGCCAGUCCCACUCCUGCCGGGAUUGUGAGGACGCUACAGGUGGGAAGUCGUUGGGUCCGGUUCAAUGGACCUCCCGUGAACCUGGUGAAUAUGUCGCCACGAAGGUUGCGGGGGGAGUGGCCCAAAUGAAGCUUCUGGCUGGCGAAGGAGCUAAGCGCAAGGAAAAGAAAAGGAAGCGCGAAAGUCACAUCCCUAAGGUGCCUAAUGUGAAUAAAGUCGUAGAGGAUCUGAUGAACGUGUAA
This is a messenger RNA of Ustilaginoidea virens, 1053 nucleotides long. RefSeq lists its product as uncharacterized. The record is from RefSeq and is a predicted model, not a curated record. Lineage: Eukaryota; Fungi; Ascomycota; Sordariomycetes; Hypocreales; Clavicipitaceae. The transcript is spliced from 3 exons. The coding region runs from base 1 to 1053 and encodes 350 amino acids.